Messenger RNA from Lactuca sativa (garden lettuce), 486 nucleotides. NCBI's taxonomy places the organism in Eukaryota, Viridiplantae, Streptophyta, Magnoliopsida, Asterales, Asteraceae. The record is from RefSeq and is a predicted model, not a curated record.
AUGGUGAAAUGCAAGUGUGGAGCUGUAGGGAUCAUACGAACUUCAGGAACAAAGAGAAACCCUGGUAGGCCUUUUUAUGCAUGCCCUUUACAGGGACCAAGAAGUGGAUUUAUUUCGUGGGUAGAUGAAGAAAAUCAUACGUAUGAGGCUGAAAGCCAAAAUCUUGAGCUUGAAAUCCAUAAUGAAGAACUUCAAAUCCAAAAUCGUGACCUUGAAAUCCAGAAUGAAGAACUUGAAAUCCAAAAUCGGAACCUGAAAAUGUUGUUAAUUGUAACAGUUUUUUGUGCUCUAGAAACUGUAUUCCCUUUGAUCAUAUCCUCUUUUUCUGUAGCUGACUUCCUUCUUUUCUUUUUUGGUCUUCCUAUUGGGACACGGUGUUUUGGAGGCAACAAAGUAGUUGGACAAGGUGACUUAAAUCACAUUCUUCUACCAUUUAUCGGAUCCAAUUUGAAAGAGUACAUGUUCCUCCAGGUUGAUAGCCAAUAA